AAAUAUCAUGGCCAUUAUUAUAUUGUUUUGUGAUCAGUAUCGAGACAGCUAAUUAACAUAAUGAAUAGACAGUAGAGUUGUGCAUGUCUUGAGUCGGUAGGAUAUGGAAGGUACUCAAAAUGUUUUUCCUAAAAAUAGGCUUGGCCCCGACAACCCAGUUCUAUCGACCGUAUCUCUCGCCAAGGAAGAACAAGUCCCCUGUCGUUAGGUCACCAAUUAACAUGGCUACACAGUUGUUAGCUCUGGGUCCAGAUCCAGCACCGUUCACCUGUCCACACUGUAAUGCCAAUGUGAUAACGACUGUCAAAGCGGCUGCAAAUACGAAAACGCACUUACUCGCCUUCAUCCUAUGCAUUUCUCUAUGUAUACCUUGCGUGUGUAUUCCAUAUUGCUGUAACUCCUGCCAGACUUUGCAACAUUACUGUCCAAACUGCAAGGCAUACUUGGGGGCGUAUGUUAACUGAAACUGUAUUUUUUAUAUUUUUGAGUUUUUUUGUUGUUGUACUUAUACUGGGCGAUUAAUGUUUAACCUUACCAGUAUGGUUAUACAUCAAAUAUUUAUAUAAAUACUCGUUGCUUUACUGUCAACCUACUCCCAAUUUUGUUAUCUAGACAAGGUACUUACGUUGUAUCGCAAUAACUCUUCACAGAGUACCGUGGAUUAGUUGUGGCCAAAAUUGUGGAGAUUGUGCAUGUUUUUUACUCAUUUGCCUGCCAAUCAAUGCUUACCAAAGUGACAGCGUUGUAUCAACAUGAGGAAGGCUUGCCGAGGAUGCUCAACUGAUGAAUCCACCCAUACUUUGCUAACAGUGUGCCCUGCAUUGAGCCAGGUCUCGUCUAGGUAGUAUAUCUUCCU
Messenger RNA from Acanthoscelides obtectus, 856 nucleotides. Lineage: Eukaryota; Metazoa; Arthropoda; Insecta; Coleoptera; Chrysomelidae. The record is from the annotation of a GenBank genome assembly.